Messenger RNA from Staurois parvus, 340 nucleotides. The record is from the annotation of a GenBank genome assembly. Lineage: Eukaryota; Metazoa; Chordata; Amphibia; Anura; Ranidae.
UGGCCACCUAUCACAGGACCACGCUUGGAGUCACUGAGCUCCUGAGAGCGACCCAUUCUUUCACCAAUGUUUGUAGAAGCCGUCUGCAUGCCUAGGGGCUGGAUUGUAUACACCUGUGUGCAUGGAGGGGAUUGGAACACCUGAAUCACAUGAUAUGGAGGGGAUUGGAACACCUGAAUCACAUGAUUGGGAGGGGAUUGGAACACCUGAAUCACAUGAUUUGGAGGGGAUUGGAACACCUGAAUCACAUGAUUUGGAGGGGAUUGGAACACCUGAAUCACAUGAUAUGGAGGGGAUUGGAACACCUGAAUCACAUGAUAUGGAGGGGAUUGGAACACCU